This is a messenger RNA of Closterium sp. Naga37s-1, 5283 nucleotides long. The record is from the annotation of a GenBank genome assembly. NCBI's taxonomy places the organism in Eukaryota, Viridiplantae, Streptophyta, Zygnematophyceae, Desmidiales, Closteriaceae.
AUGGCUCCGGGCUGCUCCAUCUGCUACGAGGAGUUUGUCGCGGAAGACUCCCUGCAAGUCGUCGUGGAAUGCGGCCACGUGUUCCACACCCAUUGGUGCUGCCCCCGUCCGCUCCUCGCGCACCUCUAUCUCCACAACCCCUGCAAACCCCGCAAGAGCUGCCCCUUCUGCCGUGGCGCGUGCUCGCGCCGUGUCCUCCACGUGUUCCUCUCCGACCUCUCUAGCGCGGACGACGCAGACGCCUGCCGCGCAGCCAAGCGGAGGAAGGUUGGGGAGGAGUCGGGAGCAGGGGGCGCGGGGGAGGGUGGGCGAGCUGCUGCUGCUGCGCUGAAGGAACCCUCACUCCCCCUUUCCUCCCGAACUUUCUUCCGCCCGUUUCUCCCUACAACUCUCCCCCCAUCCCGCCACUCCGUGCAGCAUGCAGAGACGCGGGUUGCGGCUCUGAAGGCGGCGUUGAGAGCAGAGCAGGUGGCAUUCACGCAACUCAAAGCCGAGGCGGAGCGCAGCAAGCAGCGAGUGGGGGAGGCGGAGAGGGAGAGGGACGAGGCACGCGCAGCAGCGGUGGUGCAGAGGGCGGCGCAUGCGCGGGAGAAGGAGCACCUGCUCGUGGCCGCGCACGUGCUGCGCGGGGAGGUGGAUGCAAAGAGCAACGAGUGCAAAGUGCUGCAGAUGCAGCUGCAGCAAGCACAGUGCAGCGAGGCAGCCAUGGCUCUCAUGCAGCAGAUAGAGCUAAGCAGGGUAGGGCUGCUCAAGAUGGCUCGCAUGGCUGCAGGCGCUGCAGCCACAGACGCAGCUGCCGCCGCUGCCGCUGGUGGCGCGGGCGUAGGUGGCAGCGGUGGUAGGGGCAAGCUAGGGAAGGGCAAGCACACAUGGAUGAUGGACGAAAGGGGGGAUGGUGACGGCUCUAAUGGCGACGACGGCGGUGGCAGCAGUAGCAGCAGUGACGCUGGUGUGAUCUGCGUGCUGCAGCACACGCUGAUGGAGAGAAACAAGCAGUACAAGGAGCUUCUCACCAAGUUCUCGCGCCUCACCUCACAGCACUCCCUGCUGGCCUCUACCAAUGCCCGCCUCUCUUCCGUUGCGGCUAGACUGCAGGCCCAGAUGACCCAGCUCAAGGCCAACGCUAACUCCUCUGCCACCACCCCGCCUCGCUCCUCUCGCUCUCCUGCCCCUGCCGCUACCCCUGCCUCUGGUUCUGGUGGUGGUGGUGGUGCUGCUGCUGCUGCAUCGGCUCGCGUCCCUCCCCGCACCCCUGCGCCUUGUGUGGUUGUAGGAGGGGCGUUGCAGGGGGUGCCGGGCCUUCAUAAGAAGCGCAUGCAAGCAGGGGCGAAGAGGGGGGAAGAGGGGAGGGAGAAGGGAAGAGGAGGAACAGGGGAGAAGGACGAGGAAGGGCGGGGAAAGGAAGGAGUGGUUGGUGGCUCCUGCCGCGCAUCCUCCUGCCGCGCAUGCUCCUGCCGCGCAUGCUCCUGCCGCGCAAUGCCUCCUGCGCGCAGCUCCUGGCCCGCGCAUGCUCCUGCCGCGCAUGCUCCUGCCGCGCAUGCUCCUUGCCGCGCAUGCUCCUGCCGCGCAUGCUUCCUGCCGCGCAUGCUCCUGCCGCGCAUUCUCCUGCCGCGCAUGCUCCUGCGCGCAUGCUCCUGCCGCGCAUACCCUGCCGCGCAUGCUCCUGCCGCGCAUGCUCCUGCCGCGCAUGCUCCUGCCGCGCAUGCUCCUGCCGCGCAUGCUCCUGCCGCGCAUGCUCCUGCCGCGCAUGCUCCUGCCGCGCAUGCUCCUGCCGCGCAUGCUCCUGCCGCGCAUGCUCCUGCCGCGCAUGCUCCUGCCGCGCAUGCUCCUGCCGCGCAUGCUCCUGCCGCGCAUGCUCCUGCCGCGCAUGCUCCUGCCGCGCAUGCUCCUGCCGCGCAUGCUCCUGCCGCGCAUGCUCCUGCCGCGCAUGCUCCUGCCGCGCAUGCUCCUGCCGCGCAUGCUCCUGCCGCGCAUGCUCCUGCCGCGCAUGCUCCUGCCGCGCAUGCUCCUGCCGCGCAUGCUCCUGCCGCGCAUGCUCCUGCCGCGCAUGCUCCUGCCGCGCAUGCUCCUGCCGCGCAUGCUCCUGCCGCGCAUGCUCCUGCCGCGCAUGCUCCUGCCGCGCAUGCUCCUGCCGCGCAUGCUCCUGCCGCGCAUGCUCCUGCCGCGCAUGCUCCUGCCGCGCAUGCUCCUGCCGCGCAUGCUCCUGCCGCGCAUGCUCCUGCCGCGCAUGCUCCUGCCGCGCAUGCUCCUGCCGCGCAUGCUCCUGCCGCGCAUGCUCCUGCCGCGCAUGCUCCUGCCGCGCAUGCUCCUGCCGCGCAUGCUCCUGCCGCGCAUGCUCCUGCCGCGCAUGCUCCUGCCGCGCAUGCUCCUGCCGCGCAUGCUCCUGCCGCGCAUGCUCCUGCCGCGCAUGCUCCUGCCGCGCAUGCUCCUGCCGCGCAUGCUCCUGCCGCGCAUGCUCCUGCCGCGCAUGCUCCUGCCGCGCAUGCUCCUGCCGCGCAUGCUCCUGCCGCGCAUGCUCCUGCCGCGCAUGCUCCUGCCGCGCAUGCUCCUGCCGCGCAUGCUCCUGCCGCGCAUGCUCCUGCCGCGCAUGCUCCUGCCGCGCAUGCUCCUGCCGCGCAUGCUCCUGCCGCGCAUGCUCCUGCCGCGCAUGCUCCUGCCGCGCAUGCUCCUGCCGCGCAUGCUCCUGCCGCGCAUGCUCCUGCCGCGCAUGCUCCUGCCGCGCAUGCUCCUGCCGCGCAUGCUCCUGCCGCGCAUGCUCCUGCCGCGCAUGCUCCUGCCGCGCAUGCUCCUGCCGCGCAUGCUCCUGCCGCGCAUGCUCCUGCCGCGCAUGCUCCUGCCGCGCAUGCUCCUGCCGCGCAUGCUCCUGCCGCGCAUGCUCCUGCCGCGCAUGCUCCUGCCGCGCAUGCUCCUGCCGCGCAUGCUCCUGCCGCGCAUGCUCCUGCCGCGCAUGCUCCUGCCGCGCAUGCUCCUGCCGCGCAUGCUCCUGCCGCGCAUGCUCCUGCCGCGCAUGCUCCUGCCGCGCAUGCUCCUGCCGCGCAUGCUCCUGCCGCGCAUGCUCCUGCCGCGCAUGCUCCUGCCGCGCAUGCUCCUGCCGCGCAUGCUCCUGCCGCGCAUGCUCCUGCCGCGCAUGCUCCUGCCGCGCAUGCUCCUGCCGCGCAUGCUCCUGCCGCGCAUGCUCCUGCCGCGCAUGCUCCUGCCGCGCAUGCUCCUGCCGCGCAUGCUCCUGCCGCGCAUGCUCCUGCCGCGCAUGCUCCUGCCGCGCAUGCUCCUGCCGCGCAUGCUCCUGCCGCGCAUGCUCCUGCCGCGCAUGCUCCUGCCGCGCAUGCUCCUGCCGCGCAUGCUCCUGCCGCGCAUGCUCCUGCCGCGCAUGCUCCUGCCGCGCAUGCUCCUGCCGCGCAUGCUCCUGCCGCGCAUGCUCCUGCCGCGCAUGCUCCUGCCGCGCAUGCUCCUGCCGCGCAUGCUCCUGCCGCGCAUGCUCCUGCCGCGCAUGCUCCUGCCGCGCAUGCUCCUGCCGCGCAUGCUCCUGCCGCGCAUGCUCCUGCCGCGCAUGCUCCUGCCGCGCAUGCUCCUGCCGCGCAUGCUCCUGCCGCGCAUGCUCCUGCCGCGCAUGCUCCUGCCGCGCAUGCUCCUGCCGCGCAUGCUCCUGCCGCGCAUGCUCCUGCCGCGCAUGCUCCUGCCGCGCAUGCUCCUGCCGCGCAUGCUCCUGCCGCGCAUGCUCCUGCCGCGCAUGCUCCUGCCGCGCAUGCUCCUGCCGCGCAUGCUCCUGCCGCGCAUGCUCCUGCCGCGCAUGCUCCUGCCGCGCAUGCUCCUGCCGCGCAUGCUCCUGCCGCGCAUGCUCCUGCCGCGCAUGCUCCUGCCGCGCAUGCUCCUGCCGCGCAUGCUCCUGCCGCGCAUGCUCCUGCCGCGCAUGCUCCUGCCGCGCAUGCUCCUGCCGCGCAUGCUCCUGCCGCGCAUGCUCCUGCCGCGCAUGCUCCUGCCGCGCAUGCUCCUGCCGCGCAUGCUCCUGCCGCGCAUGCUCCUGCCGCGCAUGCUCCUGCCGCGCAUGCUCCUGCCGCGCAUGCUCCUGCCGCGCAUGCUCCUGCCGCGCAUGCUCCUGCCGCGCAUGCUCCUGCCGCGCAUGCUCCUGCCGCGCAUGCUCCUGCCGCGCAUGCUCCUGCCGCGCAUGCUCCUGCCGCGCAUGCUCCUGCCGCGCAUGCUCCUGCCGCGCAUGCUCCUGCCGCGCAUGCUCCUGCCGCGCAUGCUCCUGCCGCGCAUGCUCCUGCCGCGCAUGCUCCUGCCGCGCAUGCUCCUGCCGCGCAUGCUCCUGCCGCGCAUGCUCCUGCCGCGCAUGCUCCUGCCGCGCAUGCUCCUGCCGCGCAUGCUCCUGCCGCGCAUGCUCCUGCCGCGCAUGCUCCUGCCGCGCAUGCUCCUGCCGCGCAUGCUCCUGCCGCGCAUGCUCCUGCCGCGCAUGCUCCUGCCGCGCAUGCUCCUGCCGCGCAUGCUCCUGCCGCGCAUGCUCCUGCCGCGCAUGCUCCUGCCGCGCAUGCUCCUGCCGCGCAUGCUCCUGCCGCGCAUGCUCCUGCCGCGCAUGCUCCUGCCGCGCAUGCUCCUGCCGCGCAUGCUCCUGCCGCGCAUGCUCCUGCCGCGCAUGCUCCUGCCGCGCAUGCUCCUGCCGCGCAUGCUCCUGCCGCGCAUGCUCCUGCCGCGCAUGCUCCUGCCGCGCAUGCUCCUGCCGCGCAUGCUCCUGCCGCGCAUGCUCCUGCCGCGCAUGCUCCUGCCGCGCAUGCUCCUGCCGCGCAUGCUCCUGCCGCGCAUGCUCCUGCCGCGCAUGCUCCUGCCGCGCAUGCUCCUGCCGCGCAUGCUCCUGCCGCGCAUGCUCCUGCCGCGCAUGCUCCUGCCGCGCAUGCUCCUGCCGCGCAUGCUCCUGCCGCGCAUGCUCCUGCCGCGCAUGCUCCUGCCGCGCAUGCUCCUGCCGCGCAUGCUCCUGCCGCGCAUGCUCCUGCCGCGCAUGCUCCUGCCGCGCAUGCUCCUGCCGCGCAUGCUCCUGCCGCGCAUGCUCCUGCCGCGCAUGCUCCUGCCGCGCAUGCUCCUGCCGCGCAUGCUCCUGCCGCGCAUGCUCCUGCCGCGCAUGCUCCUGCCGCGCAUGCUCCUGCCGCGCAUGCUCCUGCCGCGCAUGCUCCUGCCGCGCAUGCUCCUGCCGCGCAUGCUCCUGCCGCGCAUGCUCCUGCCGCGCAUGCUCCUGCCGCGCAUGCUCCUGCCGCGCAUGCUCCUGCCGCGCAUGCUCCUGCCGGCGCAUGCUCCUAG